UGUCAGUUGUCAAAUUACGUGGCUUUCACGUAGGGAAAACAAGCGUAUGUUCUUCUUUUGAAUUAAAGUUAUAUUUUAGGGCAAAUUAAUUUCUAUUUAACAAAAUGAAAAGUUCUUGGAGAUCGCUUUGUUUUACCUUAUUAUUAGCGGCAACUUUACUGCACACAGGAAACUGUUAUACCAUCACAGUCGAUGCCCAUGCCGAGGAGUGCUUUUUCGAAAAUGUUGAGGCAGAUACUAAAAUGGGUCUGACAUUUGAGAUAGCAGAAGGUGGUUUCCUAGACAUAGACGUAACAAUCACAGGCCCUGAUGGUGCCGUGAUAUACAAGGGAGAGCGGGAGUCAUCAGGAAUGUACACAUUCUCAGCCCCCACGUCUGGUAGAUACACCUACUGCUUCAGUAAUAAGAUGUCCACCAUGACACCUAAGGUUGUGAUGUUCAACUUGGAGAUCGGAGUAGCGCCUCAAGGCCAGCCUGCUGGCAAGGAAGAGGAUGUGAACCACAACAAGUUGGAAGAUAUGAUCAAGGAGCUGGCCACCACACUCAAAACUGUCAAACAUGAACAAGAGUACAUGCAGGUCCGCGACCGCAUCCACCGUGCGAUCAACGAGAGCACAAACUCCAGAGUUGUGAUGUGGUCCAUAUUCGAAGCUUCCGUCCUUCUCGUCAUGACCUUGGGACAGGUUUACUACCUCAAAAGGUUCUUUGAAGUCCAACGCGUGGUGUAACAAGUUUACUGUUUCUACAAGUUUUUACAAAACCACUGAAAUUUGUAGUUACAGUCAGGUUUACAAAGGAUAUAUUUCAUCUAUAAGUCAGUUCCAAGUUAUUCAUCAAACCAGUUAUAAAGUACUUCAUGUUAAUUAUACUUAUUGAGAAAUAUAUCCAAUAUUUUAUUUAAGUCUCACUCCCAGGUGUUUGCUUUAUGUGUCUGUUAUUAAUAAUAAUGUGAUAUAAAUUCAUCUGUACAAAUAACUUAUUGUUGUUAAAACUUAAAACCGACAAUCUACUUGGUUUGGGUCGACGCGACGGGUGCGCGAUGCGCCCACGUCGCGUUGGCGCGGACUAUGGUUGAUCCACGUAACAUUACAUGUCAUGUCCACAUAACACUCGUCCCCCGUGCUAAUACACGCGCGAUCUAUUUAUAAAGCACAUAUUAUGGGAGAGAGACUGAGAGUGGAUUCCUCGCGAUCUGAAGUGUGAUUGGGUCAGUGUGCAGUGUUGUAUGUAGUUACGCAUUUGAUGACUAAAUAAAUUAAUAUUGUUUGUAA
Spodoptera litura is the source of this 1271-nucleotide messenger RNA. It is a transcript of the gene CHOp24, whose product is annotated as transmembrane p24 trafficking protein CHOp24. NCBI's taxonomy places the organism in Eukaryota, Metazoa, Arthropoda, Insecta, Lepidoptera, Noctuidae. The record is from RefSeq and is a predicted model, not a curated record.